Exophiala dermatitidis NIH/UT8656 is the source of this 6193-nucleotide messenger RNA. RefSeq names its product DNA-directed RNA polymerase I subunit A1. Lineage: Eukaryota; Fungi; Ascomycota; Eurotiomycetes; Chaetothyriales; Herpotrichiellaceae. The record is from RefSeq and is a predicted model, not a curated record. Gene Ontology annotation, biological process: DNA-templated transcription. Bases 114 to 5348 code for a protein of 1744 amino acids. Gene Ontology annotation, molecular function: DNA binding; DNA-directed RNA polymerase activity. The transcript has 2 exons. Gene Ontology annotation, cellular component: RNA polymerase I complex.
AAAAAGUUUCCAGCAAAUCCCCGCCGACUGGGAAAAAAGUUGUCGCUGCGUCGCCAAACACUUUUACAUUGUUGUAUCUCAGUCGGGGAGCCGUAGUCUGGUCUUGAGGCACAAUGGCAGGAAAUAACAAACCUCUGUCAGCGGCCACCGGUGGGCUCGCCUUUUCUAGGCUUGCCUCCGAUGAGAUCAGGAGGAUUUCAGUCAAGCAGAUCUAUGCCACCCCGUCGCUCGAUUCCAUGUUUGGGCCUAUACCCGGUGGUGUACACGAUCUGGCAUUAGGUGCCAUACAAGCGCUGGACGCAAACUGUUCGACUUGUCGCAUGAAUGCUAUCCAUUGUUCCGGUCACUGCGGUCACAUUGAGCUGCCAGUUCCAUGUUAUCACCCUCAGUAUAUGGACUCAACGCUACGGCUGUUACGCGCCAAAUGCGCCUACUGCCACCGCUUCAAGGCUGCGCCGAAUUAUAUCAACCAGACAGUCUGCGCCCUUCGGCUUCUGCAAUAUGGAUUGGUGGAAGAAUAUGAAACCAUUAAGGCCAUGCACCUCGGCGGGAAAAAGCCUAAGAAGCCUAAGACAGACGACAUUGUCGAAGAUAUCUUGGAAGACGACGCAGGGGAAGAAAUUGAAGAUCUCAUCGACCGUAGGACAAGAGCCACCAACAAAGCGAUCAAAAGGGCGCGCAAGAAGGGGCUGAUUGACCCGCAAGCUCUUAUAAAGAAUCCUGUGGCAAUCGCUGCCCGCAAAGCUGUCAUUGCAGACUUCCUCAAAGAAAUUCCACACCUCCGGAAAUGCGCGAAUUGCGGCGGCGCAACCCAUACGUACCGUAAAGACAGGAAUGUCAAGAUCUUCAAAAAGCCUCUGGCGUUAAGGCUGAAAGAGGAAAUGCGCGUUUUGGCCAUGAAAGCCCCCAAUCCGCUCAUUUUCCUCCAGUCGGAGAGAAAACAGAAGGAAGCCGCUGUCAAGAAGCACAUGGUCAACGGGCAUCACGAUGAGGAUGUUGCUAUGUCUGAUGCCGCCGAGAGUGAGACUACAGAAGCGCAUGGUGCAGAAGAAGAGAUUGCCAUGCGCAACGCGUUAGAGACUGCGGCUCAAUCCAAGAACGCCGAGGUCGAGGAUGAAGACGACGUGCAGUCGUAUAUGACGCCUAACGAAGUCUAUGCGGCGCUAACCUUGCUGUUCGAUAGGGAGCAGGAGGUGCUCAGCCUAAUGUACGCCUCUCAACCGGGUCGCAAACAUGCUCCUGUUUCACCGGACAUGUUCUUCAUGACGGCCGUCCUAGUUCCUCCGAACAGAUUCCGUCCUCUUGCAAGGCAAGGGCCUGAUCAGAUGCUGGAAAACCAGAUGAACGGCACUCUCAAUAAAAUCAUAAAAGCUGCCAACGAUGUACGACACAUCCUGCGAGACAUGAAACGAGCGAGGACCGACGACUCGGUUCGGCCACGGACCCUGAACGAGAGUAUACAGGCAGCGAUCGUCCUUCAGGAGACUGUGAACGCUCUUAUAGACUCACCACCACCGGCGUCGGGCAAGCCCACGGACCAAGGCAUCAAACAAAUUUUGGAGAAGAAAGAAGGUCUCUUCCGGAUGCAUAUGAUGGGCAAGCGAGUCAACUUUGCUGCGCGAAGUGUUAUCUCUCCUGACCCCAACAUCGAAACUAACGAGAUCGGAGUGCCGCUUGUUUUUGCGAAGAAGCUAACAUAUCCGGAACCUGUUACGAGCCAUAACUAUGAGGAGCUGAGCAAAGCCGUGAUCAAUGGUAUGGACAAGUACCCCGGUGCAGCUGCCAUCGAGAAUGAGAACGGCAUGGUCCUCAGCCUCAAGCGCAAGACGCUGGACCAAAGAAAAGCCCUUGCGAAGCAAUUGAUGACUUCCACAGUCCCUGGCGCAAAGGGUGACACCGGGAAGAAAGUAUACAGACACCUGCAAACCGGAGACGUGGUUGUCAUGAACCGGCAGCCGACUCUACACAAGCCUUCCAUGAUGGGUCACCGUGCCCGCGUGUUGACGAACCAGAAGACCAUUCGCAUGCACUACGCCAACUGCAAUACCUACAACGCCGACUUUGACGGCGACGAGAUGAACAUGCACUUCCCCCAGAAUGAGCUCGCGAGAACCGAGGCACUGCAGAUCGCCGAUACAGAUCACCAGUAUCUGUCUGCCACAGCUGGAAAGCCCCUACGUGGUUUGAUCCAGGAUCAUAUCUCUAUGGGUGUUCAAUUUACCAGCCGUGAUGUCUUCUUUGACCGAGAGCAGUAUCAGCAGCUACUGUACAGUUGUCUGAGGCCGGAAGAUUACAACACUGUUUAUGAGAAAAUUCAGAUGGUGGAGCCUGCCAUCCUUAAACCUAAGAUGCUGUGGACCGGCAAACAGGUGAUCACCACUGUCAUGAAGAACAUCACUCCGGACAGGUUCCAUGGCCUCAAUCUGACGAGCAAGUCGUCGACUUCCUCCGAGCAAUGGGGCGAAAAGGCAUCCAAUGAUCCGAAGAAAUGGACUGUGACGAAGGACAGCAUUGUGUUCCGUGACACCGAACAGGUGGUGAUUUUCCGAGAUGGUGAACAUUUGUCCGGCAUUCUCGAUAAGAAUCAGCUUGGUCCAAGCGCUGGAGGCCUCGUUCACUCUGUCCACGAGAUCUACGGUCAUAUCACAGCUGGUAAGCUGAUGAGUAUACUCGGUCGCCUUCUCACGCGAUAUCUCAAUGAACGCGCGUGGACCUGUGGUAUGGACGAUCUCUACCUGACCGAAGAAGGCGAUAGACAACGACGUCAAGAGUUGAGCAAGGCCAAGCGAAUGGGUUUCGAAGUAGCGGCCGAAUAUGUUACAUUGGACCCCAACAAGAUCGAAGACCAAAGUCCCCAGCUCGUAGGCCGGCUUGAAAAUGUUCUACGCAACGACGACCAGCUCAACGGUCUAGAUCAGGUCUACAAAGCCAAGGUCAAGUCGAUCACAGAUAACGUCUCCAAAUUUUGUCUGCCAAAGGGUCUCCGAAAACCGUUCCCACGCAAUCAGAUGCAGGCCAUGACGAUUUCAGGUGCGAAAGGUUCAAGUGUCAAUGCAAACCUUAUUUCCUGCAAUCUUGGUCAACAGGUGCUGGAGGGACGACGUGUGCCUGUCAUGGUCAGCGGCAAAACUCUCCCCUCGUUCCGUGCAUAUGAGACCGACCCUGUCGCUGGUGGAUACGUGUGUGGUCGGUUUUUGACUGGUAUACGUCCCCAAGAGUACUUCUUCCACGCAAUGUCGGGCCGAGAGGGUCUUAUUGAUACUGCAGUCAAGACGUCGAAAUCCGGUUAUCUACAACGUUGCAUCGUCAAAGGACUCGAAGGACUCCGUACUGAGUAUGACACGUCAGUGCGGGAAAGUUCAAAUGGCAAUGUCAUACAGUUCCUCUACGGCGAAGAUGGUCUUGAAAUCACGAAACAAAAACAUCUGAAGGAGUUUACGUUCUUGGCCGAGAAUCACCAAUCUGUGGCAACUCUGAUGAAGGCGGAAGAGGUGCUUUCGAGAAUCCCCAACCAAGGUCUGGCUGAUGAACAAAAGGCCAUCAUUAAGUCCACAAAGAAGGGCAAGGCGAAGGAUCCCUUGACAGCUCUUUUCACCCCUGCCAGUCAUUUUGGCAGCACAUCUGAAUCUUUUGCCACAGCUCUGAGCGCCUAUAUCAAAGAAAACCCUCACAAGCUUAUCAGGGACAAGAAGACCAACCCUGGUGGCAUUGUCAGCAAGAAGACCUUCCAGUCUGUCAUGGACCUGAAGUACAUGAAGUCAAUUGUGGAUGCCGGUGAGGCGGUUGGGGUCGUCGCGGCUCAGUCUGUGGGUGAGCCGUCUACUCAGAUGACAUUGAACACUUUCCAUUUGGCAGGACACUCGGCGAAAAACGUCACGCUUGGUAUUCCUCGGUUGCGAGAAAUCAUUAUGACGGCGAGCGCUAAGAUCAUGACGCCAACGAUGACACUGAAGCCUAUCGAAGAGCUGACAGCGGCAGAGGGCGAGCGGUUUGCAAAGAGUAUCAGCCGGCUAUCAUUGGCGCAUGUCAUCAAUACACUUUCAGUGACAGAACGAGCCGGUGGUGGUGCUGGUCACGAGCAUGAGAAGAUCUACGAUAUUCGUAUCGAGCUAUAUGAUCCGGCAGAGUACGAAGAGGAGUAUGCCAUUCAACGUGCCGACGUUCUGCGGUGUUUCGAGAAGAGAUUUUUGCCUCGCCUUGACAAAAUGAUCAAGGAUGAGUUCAAGAAGAAGGCCCGAGAGGCUUCGUUGUCGGAGACUACUGCAGCGGUCCCUGCUGUCGGCGUUUCAGUUGGUGUGGUCGAAGAAGCUCGACCAACCGGAAGCCGGAGUACGGAGAGAGAAGGCGGGGAAGACGACAUCGACGAGGAUGCUGAUCCAGAUGAUGCCAAGGAUGCCGCGGCCAGACGUAGACGGGAGGACACAUAUGAUGAACCUGACGAUGAAGAACAGGGCAUCGCCAAUGAGUCCGGUGACGAAGCCUUAAGCAGUGAUGAAGAGGCGGAUACGCCGUCGAAGAAGCCCAAGAAGGCACGGCGCGCUCCUAAAGCGCCGCAGACACUGCGUGAACAAGAUCCAGAUGAUGAGGCAGAGGAUGACGAGGCUGAAGACGUGGACUCGGAAGAAGAGGCACGCCAAACCAAGCUCAAGGCCGACCUGCCCCAUCUCAAACGGUUCAACUUUGCUCGGAAUGAAGGCAAAUCGUGCCGCAUUGUGUUGAGUUACGACUCCAACACUCCGAAACUAUUGCUCCUGCCGAUCCUGGAGAAAUGUGCUCACGCAGCAGUGAUUCAGUCGAUUCCUGGCCUGGGUGUGUGCACGCAAUUCAUGGAAGAGGUGCAGGGUCCUGAUGGGAAGCCUGUCAAGCGGAUUAACGAGGAGACGGGACAAGAAGAGUCGGUCAAGGAGCCGGUGAUCACCACGGAAGGUGUCAACCUCCUGGCCAUGCGCGACUACCAGGACCAGAUCUAUCCUCAUUCGCUGUACACGAACUCGGUGCACGACAUGCUCAAGUAUUACGGAGUUGAAGCAGCCCGCAUGACCAUCAUCAAGGAAAUCGAUGGCGUCUUCAAGGGCCACGGCAUUACCGUUGACAUGCGACAUCUGAACCUCAUCGGUGAUGCCAUGACCAACUCGGGCUCAUACCAGCCCUUCAGUCGACAUGGUCUGGUCAGAGAAGGGGGUAGCGUGCUCGCUAAAAUGAGUUUCGAGACGGUCAUGGGCUUCCUCAAGGAUGCGGUGCUCUUCGGUGAAAGCGACCCUUUGCUGGGGCCGAGUGCCAGAAUUGUUGCUGGGCGCAGAGGGAAUAUCGGCACGGGUGCUUUCGACGUGGUCAUGCCUGUCCAUUGAGGAGUUUCUUCAAAUCAAUCACUUCUAUUUGGUUAGGCGGCAUUCAAUUUGUGAGCUUGGCGUUAGUGAAUGCAGGUAUGUAGGCUGGAUAGGAACGUGGGUAUGCAGGAUUUCUACUGUAAGACGUCACUUCUACCGAUCGUCUCAGAUUCAGUUUCUCCAACCACAUAGCGUGGGGGCGGCAAGUCGAGUUCAACUGCAACGAACUUCCCGACUGAAUCCUGGAAUGUUGUUUUCUCCAAGUUCGAUUGACGCUCCGUAACAUGCCGUGAGAUGGGGUCCGUCACAGACUUUCCAGGGUGAAUGUGCAAAUUCAAAGACACCAAUGCCGUCGUGUGUUCCGGAAGCGAGGCGGCAGAAGGCUCCAAGCGAGGAUGAUCUCAAGGUCCAGCGAUAAGGGCGCCCUCGUCUCUGCAGAAGACCACGAGGAUGCAAAGCGAGUGGAAGACUGAUGAUGGUCCACCGGCGUGGUUUGGUGAAGGAGAGGACAGGUCAGCGGUAUACACGAGGCGGAAGGUGAAUGGUACACACACUGCCGUGCUAUCUUAGACGAGGGAAAAGAGAGUGGCUCACUGCUCUCGCUGCAGUCGCUAUCGUUUUCGAGAGCAAGGUGCAUACCUCAGCUAUGCACAGGUGAAUCGCCUAAUAACUUCUCUGAAUUCCAAGCCAGUGAGCGCUGCUUCCCUUCCAGUUCGUACAAAGAAGCUGCGUUGAGAGGUUGGGGUCACUGCCUCAGUUGCCGAUCCACGCAGCGGCGUCGUGUGUUCCGUUCUCAAAUUGUGCUAACACGACACACAAUCGGUUUGAGCUCGUCUGUUGCAUGCCGCCUACUGCAGCAUUUCCGU